Messenger RNA from Cucurbita maxima (winter squash), 3219 nucleotides. RefSeq names its product katanin p80 WD40 repeat-containing subunit B1 homolog. Gene Ontology annotation, molecular function: microtubule binding. Gene Ontology annotation, biological process: microtubule severing; microtubule depolymerization. Gene Ontology annotation, cellular component: katanin complex. Lineage: Eukaryota; Viridiplantae; Streptophyta; Magnoliopsida; Cucurbitales; Cucurbitaceae. The record is from RefSeq and is a predicted model, not a curated record. The transcript is spliced from 19 exons. The coding region runs from base 521 to 2869 and encodes 782 amino acids.
UAGUUGGCGGAGGGAGAGGGAACACAAAACGUGAAAGCUCUCUUCUCUGAUCAAAUCCAUUUGUUUUUUUUUUAUUUUGAAAUUGAGUUUAGGCCUUCUGUCCUUCUCUGUCCUUCUCUGUAAGAGCUUUUGCUUCGGCGGGAUAUGGCUAUGGCGGUGCUGCUGUAGGUGGAAGUAAGCGAAGUGAUUGUUGACGCCGCUGCCGCUGCCUCCGCCGGCGUCUUUGAACUUUGACCGACGCCUUAAACUUGGAAUUUCUCGUUUCAAAUACUUGACGAUAUUUUAGGCUGGGAGCGGUGGUGGAAGAAUUGGUGGAGUUUGCUUUUGAGAUCUAAGGUGUUGUGAGUGGAGAUCGUCAGUUCUUGAAAGUUGUUGAUGAAGCAGUGUCUCUAAUUAUUGCGCUAUUCUCGGAUUCAAAUACUUCGGGAAUGUGCACAGUGGAAUGCCUCUCAAUUCCGAUUUCUAGGUUUCCUUCGCGUUCUGAUGCUGUUGUUGGUCUAAAUUCCUGAUUAUACAUGCCAUGACUACCAAACGGGCGUACAAGCUACAAGAAUUUGUGGCACAUUCUUCCACUGUCAAUUGCCUGAAGAUUGGAAGGAAGUCAUCCCGUGUUCUUGUCACAGGUGGGGAAGACUUCAAAGUCAAUCUCUGGGCUAUUGGUAAACCCAACGCCAUACUGAGUUUGACUGGCCAUACAAGCGGAAUAGAUUCUGUAAGCUUUGACUCAUCAGAAGUGUUGGUAGCUGCAGGGGCAGCUAGUGGCACCAUCAAGCUUUGGGAUUUGGAGGAGGCUAAAAUUGUUCGAACACUUACGGGGCAUAGAUCGAAUUGCAUUUCUGUGGAUUUUCAUCCCUUUGGGGAAUUCUUUGCUUCUGGGUCCUCGGACACGAAUCUUAAGAUAUGGGAUAUCAGAAAGAAAGGGUGUAUCCACACAUACAAAGGACACACUCGAGGAGUCAAUGCAAUCAGAUUUACUCCCGAUGGCCGUUGGGUUGUAUCUGGUGGAGAAGACAACACGGUGAAGCUCUGGGAUUUAACGGCUGGAAAGUUGUUGCAUGAUUUCAAGUCCCACGAGGGUCCGAUUCAGUGUAUAGACUUCCACCCUCAUGAAUUUUUGCUGGCAACAGGUUCAGCAGAUAAAGCGGUUAAAUUUUGGGACCUAGAAACCUUUGAGUUGAUUGGUUCAGCUGGACCUGAGACCACUGGUGUCCGUUGUUUAACUUUUAAUCCUGAUGGGAGGACACUGCUUUGCGGAUUGCAUGAAAACUUGAAGGUUUUCUCAUGGGAACCAAUAAGAUGUCAUGACAGUGUGGAAGUCGGUUGGUCCAGGCUGUCCGAUCUUACUGUUCAUGAGGGGAAACUUCUUGGCUGUUCAUACAAUCAGAGCUGUGUUGGAGUGUGGGUUGUAGACAUUACGCGCACCGAACCCUAUGCAAUUAACAACGUUAACCGACUAAAUGGUCGAUCAGAGCCUAAAUCCAGCAGUAAUCUACCACUGCAAAAUGAAAGCAAUGCCAAGGCUGGUUUUGGUGGAUUGUCAGUAUCACAAACUUCUGAACCACAAUUGAAGGAAACCAAAACAUCGGGAAGGUUGUCAGUUUCACAAAGUUCAGACGUUGUCAAGGAUCCAAAAUCUUUGUCAUCCACAGGAAAUGGACCAAAUACUCCUCAGAGGAUCAAUUUAAAUGCUGGCCCAAAGACUAAUUCGGUUAGCUCAGUAACAGUACCUAGUGCAGUGGUACCAAAGAGAAACUCUGUGAAGGUUACUUCAGCAUUCAACAACCCAAUCUUCAAUAAAUCAGACGUGAUACCUGUAAUCGUACCCAGGACAAGUUCAAGGCACGAGCAUGACGAUUCUAGAAAGGAUUUUGAUGUUGCUGGAAGAACAACACCACUACCCAGGACAAAUUCAAGGAAUGAGCAGGAUGAUUCUAGAAAGGAAUUUGAUGUUGCUGGAAGAACAGUUCGAGUACCAUUGCUAUCGAAAACUACUGAUAAUAGGAGGCUGUUUCCAAAUGUUAGAGACGAAGUGGAUAACACAACUAUCUCUGUCCUUUCUGAAUCCAGAGGUUUGAAGGCCAAUGAUAUGGGCACCAUUGCAGAUAAUAGGAAUUCCUUGCAUGAUGAAUCUCGAGGGCGUAAACUAAGCCGGGACACAUCUUUUCCCGAAGUGACAAAAGGAGGGAGAAUACGUUCUCAUGUAGAUUGGGAGAAAAGAGAGAGAUCUAAUUUUAGCCGGUUGACAUACAAUGCCUCCGCUGGAAGAGCAGCUGCACUGGAAAAUCUUCCAUUAAAUUACGGGAGAGAUUAUCAUCGAUCUCCCGAGAAAGAAACAGUAGCACCUGCAAGCGAUGAGCAUACCAUAGAAAAUGUUCUACAACAACAUGAUCAGUUUGUCAACUCGAUGCAAUCUCGGUCAGCAAAAUUACAAGCAGUGUAUAGAUAUUGGGAAAGGCAUGACAUCAAAGGGGCGGUUUCUGCAAUGGAAAAAAUGGCCGAUCAUGCGGUUGCUGCCGAUGUAAUUAGUAUUUUGACAAAUAGAAUUGAAGUUGUCACUCUGGAUAUCUGCAGUUGUAUUCUCCCACUUCUUUCUGGCCUCCUUGAAAGUGACUUGGACAGGUUUUUAGACAUUUCUAUGGAAAUGCUAGUGAAGCUGGUGAGGACAUUUGGGUCAGUGAUCUAUUCAACGUUAUCGGCAACAUCAUCUGUUGGCGUGAACAUUGAGGCGGAGCAAAGGUUGGAGCGGUGUAAUCUCUGCUUCAUCGAGCUUGAAAAAGUCAAGCGCUGCUUGCCAGCUCUUAUAAGGAAAAGGGGAUCGGUAGCAAAGUCAGCACAGGAGUUGAAUCUUGCACUGCAGGAGUUUCAAUGAUUGUGGGGAUUGAAAGUAUAGUACUAAGUAAAAAGGAAAGUAGAGGCAGUAUAUUGACGACGCGAGACUGACUAAUUCUGCACAUACCUCGAAACAUACACACAAAAAAGAAGGGCUAACUGUGUAGCAGCAGGGAAUUGAGUGAGUUGCCAUUACCACCCUGACCUGACCUGACUGACCCUUUCUUUCUUAUGGCUAACCCUCCUACCACCCUCCCUUUUCCCCUAAAUGUUGUACACCAUUAUUACCACUUUGUUUCUGAAUAUUAUCAAAACUACUCGUUGUCUUUGGUUCUUUCUUGUAAUAUCACACACAUCCAAUUCAUUAUUUUUAAACUUAUUUCUGCUGCU